GUUCUUUUUCACUUUUUUCCCCCCCUUUUUUCCACCCAUUCAUCUAUCUUGUCAAUUUACUUUAUUAUUCAUGGUCUUCUUGCAAAGCCUGUAUAUACAAUGGUUAAUGCUACUCAUAUCGCGAAGCGUGCUUGGCGAGUACUUGUAUACGCCUGAUCAACGAGUCUUGUUGCGAGAGAGUGUCGCCUCUUCUUUUGAUGAUUGGAUACAGGAAGAAGAGCAUAUCAGUUACCAAGCCAUGUUCCGUAACAUCAACCCACCCGGUGCCGUGAAAGGGUUUGUGGCAGCUUCUUUGAGUACCCACCAUCCGGAUUACUUUUACACCUGGACUCGUGACGCUGCGUUAGUGGCCCGUGUCAUUGUACAUCAAUACAACACUACCGAUGAUACAUUGGCCAACAUGCUUCAGGAUUAUGUCACUUUCCAGAUUCACACACAGUCUACGCCCACCGUUUGCCAAUGUCUCGGUGAACCAAAAUUCAAUCCCAAUGGGACAGGUUUCCAAGGAGAUUGGGGAAGACCUCAGAACGACGGACCAGCCGAACGUGCUGUCACCUUCAUGUUAUUUGCUGAUAGCUGGCUUGCCCGUCAUCACGACAAGGAAUACGUAACUCACACCCUGCUGCCUGCCAUCUACGUAGAUCUCGACUAUUUAGUGGAAACAUGGUCCGAGCCGUGUUUCGAUCUUUGGGAAGAAGUCAAAGGGGUCCAUUUUUAUACCCUCAUGGUCAUGCGUCGAGCCUUAUUGGAUGGAGCACAGUUCGCUGCUCGUUAUCAUGAUGAAACGAGAUCUUCUCGAUACCAUUCUGUAGCAUCACUUAUUGAGGACCGCCUCACCACGUUUUGGUCUUCUGCCGAUAAUUACAUCCAUGUCACCCAAGAUCAAGUGCUCGGUGUUGAAAAGAGCUCCGGACUGGAUGUGUCCACUGUCCUUGCUGCUAAUAUCGUAGCGUACCGCAAAGAUGGGUUCUUCACUCCAGGUUCGGACAAGAUUCUGGCGACGGCGGCCGCCAUUGAAGAUGCAUUUUCCGAUCUGUAUCCUCUCAACUACCAUCUUUCAUCCAACCUUGGUACAGCCAUUGGUCGUUAUCCUGAAGACGUUUAUGAUGGCUAUGGCAUUUCUUUGGGUAACCCAUGGUUCCUCGCCACAAGUGCUUACAGUGAGUUAUAUUAUAAUGCCAUGCUUGAAUGGGCCGACCAAGGGGGAGUCUCUGUCAACCAUAUCAACGAACCGUUUUUCCGAAAAUUCGAUGCGGAUGCCGUCCGAGGCAAAAUGUACAAAUACGGAUCGCCCGAUUACGUGCGGCUCACUGAAAAUAUAGCAGCGGAAGCGGAUAAAUUUAUGGCCACCGUACAAUACCAUCAACGUGCCAAUGGUUCGUUAUCUGAACAAUACGAUCGAAUCACAGGAUUCGAACAAGGGGCAAGAGAUUUAACAUGGUCCUACGCCGCCUUUAUUACUGCCGUGCAAGCCAGAGCGGGAUCCCCUAUUCCCUAAUUGUCACAUAGGCUCAUUCACCAUUAACAAAAAAAAAAUGUUACAAGAUAUGCACGCCACCUAUUUCGUCAUACAAACACUGACAUUGUUCCACAAUUCUGAUCUUACACUGGAAUGUUCUACAGUGUUAUCCAAAAUGGUACCUUCAAAAGAUGAUUUAUCUCAUCCAUGAAUGUGAUCUGUUCCUUCUGAUUGCUUUGAACUUUAUACAUGUGCAUAUACGAAUUUAUAUCUUUUACAUUAAAAAGAAACUAAAA
This is a messenger RNA of Radiomyces spectabilis, 1755 nucleotides long. RefSeq names its product glucoamylase b. NCBI's taxonomy places the organism in Eukaryota, Fungi, Mucoromycota, Mucoromycetes, Mucorales, Radiomycetaceae. Gene Ontology annotation, biological process: polysaccharide metabolic process. The coding region runs from base 71 to 1498 and encodes 475 amino acids. The record is from RefSeq and is a predicted model, not a curated record. Gene Ontology annotation, cellular component: fungal-type vacuole. The transcript has 6 exons. Gene Ontology annotation, molecular function: glucan 1,4-alpha-glucosidase activity.